Molecule: messenger RNA, 2778 nt
Organism: Chiroxiphia lanceolata (lance-tailed manakin)
Lineage: Eukaryota; Metazoa; Chordata; Aves; Passeriformes; Pipridae
Gene: ISM1
Product: isthmin 1
Exons: 6
Coding region: 1-1386 (461 amino acids)
Biological process (GO): negative regulation of angiogenesis
Source: RefSeq, a predicted model, not a curated record
AUGGUGCGGCUGGCGGCCGAGCUGCUGCUGCUGCUGGGGCUGCUCCUGCUCACCCUGCACAUCACCGUGCUGCGCGGCGGCGGGGAGCCCCACGCCCCGACGGGCGCCGGCAACCACAGCCAGCGGCAGAACACGCUGAGUGCAGAUGACCAUUCUCCUGAAGACAGCUUCACCCUGAACCCCGAGGACCACAGGGAAUACCCCGAUCUCCAGGCUGCCCACCGGCCAUUCCCUAAGCAGCGAUUCCAACAGGAAAACGGGCACACGUCCCUGCAAAGAGAUGGACCCAGAUCUUUCCUCCUGGAUCUCCCAAACUUCCCUGACCUAUCAAAAGCAGAUAUCAAUGGGCAGAACCCCAACAUUCAGGUUACCAUUGAAGUGGUGGAUGGCCCAGACACCGAGACAGACAAGGAUCUGCAGAAGGAGAGCAGCAAGCCCAGCUGGCCAGUCCCAUCACCUGACUGGAGGAGCUGGUGGCAGAGGUCCUCCACCUUGACUCGCAUGAGCAGUGGUGACCAGGACUACAAGUAUGACAGCACUACUGAGGACAGCAACUUCCUAAACCCUCUCGGUGGGUGGGAUGGUCAUGCACCCGGUCACCGGACAUUCGAGUCCAAGGAGCAGCCAGAGUAUGAUUAUAUUGAUGGUGAGGGCGACUGGAGCCCGUGGUCCCUCUGCAGCGUCACCUGCGGGAGUGGGAACCAGAAGCGGACGCGGUCCUGCGGAUACGCCUGCACAGCCACUGAGUCACGGACCUGUGACAGGCCCAACUGCCCAGGGAUUGAAGACACCUUCCGGACAGCUGCCACGGAGGUGAGCUUGCUUGCAGGGAGUGAAGACUUCAAUGCCACCAAACUGUUUGAAGUUGAUACUGAUAGCUGUGAAAGAUGGAUGAGCUGCAAGAGCGAGUUCCUGAAGAAAUAUAUGCACAAAGUGGUCAAUGAUCUUCCCAGCUGCCCAUGCUCCUACCCCAGAGAAGUUGCUUACAGCACUGCUGAGAUCUAUGAUCGACUUAAGAGGAAAAACUUUCGCUGGAAAGAUGCGAGUGGUCCGAAGGAAAAACUGGAGAUCUAUAAGCCCACGGCACGAUACUGCAUCCGCUCCAUGCUCUCUCUGGAAAGCACAACAUUGGCAGCACAGCACUGCUGCUAUGAUGACAACAUGCAGCUGAUCACCAGAGGGAAGGGGGCGGGCACACCAAACCUGAUCAGCAUCGAAUUCUCAGCAGAACUCCAUUACAAAGUGGACAUUCUGCCUUGGAUCAUAUGCAAAGGGGACUGGAGCCGCUACAACGAGGCCCGGCCUCCCAACAAUGGGCAGAAGUGCACAGAAAACCCCUCAGAUGAGGACUACUACAAGCAAUUUCAAGAAGCAAGGGAAUACUGAGAAGGUUUUCCUCCUCAGAAAAUUCAGACACAAAGUAGCAUUCGUUUCCUGGAUGCCAAAGAACUGGUGGUGGCUGCUGCAUUGGCUCCUUGACAGGGGUUGAUCAGUUCCUUUCUAAUGAAUGUAUAUAGUUGUAAUAUAAUACAUAAGUAUUUUUCACAGUGUGUGUAAUUUAUAAACACAUAUCUCUCUAUCUCACACACACCUAUUUUUACAUACAGACAUACAUAAAUCUUGUCCUGGUAGGAUUUUAUACUGCAAUAACAUUCAUGUAAUAAUGUGCAUUUCAUUUUAUUUCCCAGCUGUAACAUAAUGGGGGGUUAGGGGGUGGGCAGCUGCCUUCACCAUCGGGCCCCAAGGCCCCAGCUGAGGAGGCACAUAUUUAAAAGUUGUUAUAAACAAUAGGAUUGAAGAAUGUACUCUUCCAUAUGGGAAUGGUUUACAAGAUUAAUGCACCUACACCAUCAAUUUUCUCUAUAAUUGAUUUCAUGACUAGUCAUAUCUAAGAAGGGAAGAAUUUUUUUUGGAAGGGUAAUAGUCAAAAGUGAAUACAGAGAAUUCCUGGCAAUUUUUUCUUGGAAUUCUUCCUGUUACCUUCCAGCUCAGGUCUUUGCAGUCCAUCUGGGGUAGGCUUGCAGGAAGAUGUAGCUGUGGUUUUCCUAUAGGCCAGAAAAGGUCCUGAUGCAGUGGAGUCACAAACAACCCACUCUUGGAGCCAUCUCAGAUAUGGAGCUGCAGCUGUCAGGGUUUUCAUCUUAUGCUGGGGAGUAGAUCUUCAGGGCAGCUACCUGUAAACUGAGCACGCUGUGAGUCUUUGUAGGAGUGAGGCCAGAGAAGUAAUCCAUGUCAAAGGGAAAAAAAAAAUCACAGCUCCUUCCCAGUUUUUAAUAUGAAGAAUGUUUGGAUCUGCUUGUUUCUUUCUUUUAAGAAAAUAAAGAAGUUUAUUUUUUUUAAAGGACAGGAAAAGUGGAAUCCAUAUGUUGUAUUUCCCUGGGAUAAAGCAUGCAACCAGCCCUCUCCCCCCAUUUUUCUUAUGCUGAGUGCACAGUGUCCUACAGAAGUAGCUAUUCUUUAAGGAAGCUCUCUGGGAGGAACGAUUGGUGAGUAAAAUGUCUUAAUUUUUUUAAAAAGCUAGCAUUAUUUUUGUAAAGUAUUUAUUGAAUUGUAACAAUAACUCACAUGUGAGAUAUGUCUCUAACAUGAAAGGUUUCUGUAGAUGGAACUUGAUUGCCAAGAACAUGACUGUUUUUAGGCAAAGGUUUUAAUUCCAAAUUUUUAUAAAGUACAUACAUACAUAAUCCUGUCAUUAAGCAGCUCAUCCCUGCAUUCUUAUGAAAGAUAAAAAUUACACCAUGGGUAAAUAAAUACUUACAGUUCCAUCCUGCAAAAGAC